GAAGUCAACGUUCCUAUAUAACGAAUGAACUGAAAGAAAAACCGAUAAAGCAAGAAACCCUGCAUUUGAACACCUUUGGAGAGGAAGGAUUCAAAUGGCAAAAAUGUGAUAUGUUCUCUCUGCAAUUGCAGGGAGAGGACGGUGAAUUAGACAUUGAAUUAUCGGCCUUGGCAUUUCCAGUCAUUUGUUCCCCUGUGUCAACAAGAAUUAACAUUCAAGAAUUUCCCCAUUUAGACGGACUGCAGUUUGCUGAUAAGUUGGAUGGAGAAGAUCACCCGAUUGACAUGCUCUUGGGAGCUGACUACUAUUACAAGAUAGUCACAGGUGAAGUUAUCAAAGGCGAUACUGGUCCAACAGCUGUGGGAAGUAAGCUGCGAUGGCUACUUCUUGGUCCUAUGUCGACAACGACAUAUUACACACCAUGUCACACCUUGUUAUCGAUGGACGGAGAGAAAUGUUAUUCAAAGAGAAAGGAAAUGACGAAUUAG
Paramuricea clavata is the source of this 488-nucleotide messenger RNA. Lineage: Eukaryota; Metazoa; Cnidaria; Anthozoa; Malacalcyonacea; Plexauridae. The record is from the annotation of a GenBank genome assembly.